Molecule: messenger RNA, 1006 nt
Organism: Callithrix jacchus (white-tufted-ear marmoset)
Lineage: Eukaryota; Metazoa; Chordata; Mammalia; Primates; Cebidae
Gene: TFPT
Product: TCF3 fusion partner
Biological process (GO): apoptotic signaling pathway; positive regulation of apoptotic process; apoptotic process
Cellular component (GO): Ino80 complex
Molecular function (GO): DNA binding
Source: RefSeq, a predicted model, not a curated record
GCUGAGCCCUUGUGAAAAACUGCGAAUCCCAGAAGACACUGCAUCUACAUUUGUGUGCAAACAUAUGACCUUUUACUUUGAGGGCUGAUGGGGGUUGUAGUUCUUGCAGCAGCUUUACCUUAGAACCCUUUUAUGGGCUGAGGUUUGCACCGGUGCAUCCCGAGAGAGGAGAAGGCUAGGGGUUUGUACUGCUGGAUCUGAGACGAGGAGGUUGGAACCCUGGACUCCUGCGUCUAGGACCAUGGCAGCCGUGGGCUUUGAGGAGUUUUCAGCGCCACCAGGCUCAGAGUUGGCGUUGCCUCCCCUAUUUGGUGGCCACAUCCUGGAGAGUGAGCUGGAGACGGAAGUGGAGUUUGUGUCAGGUGGCCUGGGUGGCUCAGGGCUCCGGGAGCGAGAUGAAGAGGAAGAGGCAGCCCGGGGUCGGCGGCGGCGCCAGCGGGAAUUAAACCGCAGAAAGUACCAGGCACUAGGUCGGCGCUGCCGGGAGAUCGAGCAGGUGAACGAGCGGGUCCUGAACAGGCUCCAUCAAGUGCAGAGGAUCACUCGGAGGCUACAGCAGGAGAGGAGGUUCCUCAUGAGAGUGCUGGACUCCUACGGGGAUGACUACCGGGCCAGCCAGUUCACCAUUGUGCUGGAGGAUGAGGGCAGCCAGGGCACAGAUGCUCCCACCCCAGGUAAUGCUGAGAAUGAGCCUCCAGAGAAAGAGGCACUGUCCCCGCCGAGAAGGACUCCUGCACCCCCAGAACCUGGCAGCCCAGUCCCCGUCGAGGGGCCCAGUGGGCGGAAGAGGAGGCGAGUACCACGGGAUGGACGUCGAGCAGGAACUGCGCUGACUCCAGAGCUGGCACCAGUGCAGAUUAAGGUCGAGGAAGACUUUGGCUUUGAAGCAGACGAGGCCCUGGAUUCCAGUUGGGUGUCUCGGGGUCCAGACAAACUGCUGCCCUACCCGACCCUAGCCAGCCCACCCUCUGACUGACCCACGCCCAGUAAACUGACCCCACACUCA